This is a messenger RNA of Scheffersomyces stipitis CBS 6054, 570 nucleotides long. It is a transcript of the gene MAK3, whose product is annotated as peptide alpha-N-acetyltransferase. The coding region runs from base 1 to 570 and encodes 189 amino acids. Gene Ontology annotation, biological process: N-terminal peptidyl-methionine acetylation. Gene Ontology annotation, cellular component: NatC complex. NCBI's taxonomy places the organism in Eukaryota, Fungi, Ascomycota, Pichiomycetes, Serinales, Debaryomycetaceae. The transcript has a single exon. Gene Ontology annotation, molecular function: protein-N-terminal amino-acid acetyltransferase activity. The record is from RefSeq and is a predicted model, not a curated record.
AUGAGCCUCAUCACCACCAUAGACGGCUUGCCCUACCACCAAUUCAACGUGCAGGACAAAAACGAGUUCACCCAGAUCUCCCAUCUCAUUUCCCAGCAUCUCUCAGAACCAUACUCUAUCUAUGUCUACUGGUACUUUCUCAAUACUUGGCCCCAGUACUGCUACACGGUCAAACACCCGCAGGACGCGUCUCUGAUUAUCGGUGUUAUCAUCUCCAAAAUUGAACCCCACAGAGACGUCCGAAUCAGAGGCUACAUAGGCAUGCUAGUCAUAGAUCCCGAAUUCAGAGGCAAAGGCAUAGCGUCCAAUUUGGUCAAACUCACAGUGCAAACAAUGAUAGAAAGAGAUGGAGCCGACGAGAUCAUGCUCGAGACAGAAGUCAUAAACGAAGGAGCCUUGCGGCUCUACGAGGGCUUGGGAUUCCUCAGAGCAAAGAGACUAUAUCGUUAUUACUUGAACACACACGAUGCAUACCGUUUAAUUCUCCCGAUAACUCCAAAGUCACACACAAGGAUUGCCUUCUUGCCGCCGGUGGCCCCUACAGGAUUGACCACUGACAACAGCAUAUGA